Trichoplax adhaerens is the source of this 1893-nucleotide messenger RNA. RefSeq lists its product as uncharacterized. The record is from RefSeq and is a predicted model, not a curated record. The transcript is spliced from 2 exons. The coding region runs from base 1 to 1893 and encodes 630 amino acids. NCBI's taxonomy places the organism in Eukaryota, Metazoa, Placozoa, Uniplacotomia, Trichoplacea, Trichoplacidae.
AUGGCAAUUCUAUUAGGUAGUGUCAGAAAUUUAUACCUAUGCUUAGUGUUAUCGAUGACGAUAAUCACUUUUAGCAAUGGUGACAACUCGGAAAAAUCCAAUCGUGAAGAGCAAAAGGAUAAUUUCGAUCACAACCUCUAUAAAUCAUUCUAUACAUCCGAUCAUCGAAAAAUUUCGGUCUAUAAUGACUUUUUACUGCCGUCCAAUGUCUACCUACUUCGACGUUAUUUGUCCGACGCUGGUCGAUGGGAGCAUACACUCAAAGAUUAUAAUAAUGGCAGCGAUUUUAGAGACGAUAGCCCUGAUCACAUCUUGUGGAAAUCCUUUCUCGAUCCUGAGUUCAUUGAAAAAAGUAAAAUUGGUCGUAAAGUCCUUCGCGCUGUUCAGCAUUUUAAAGGUGAUCAAGCAAGUGAUAACUACCACAUGUAUAAUGUCGCUGCUAAACUUGUCGUAAGAUCGGAAGUGCCUAAAGGGAGUAUCGAUGCUCCAGCUGAUGAUAACGAUAUCAGCGCUAUCCUCUAUUUAAUCACCAAAUGGAAGAAAAAUGACUAUGGUGAUAUUUUAUUCUAUGAGAAAAAUAAGGAAAUUGUGUGCGGUGUUCAUCCUCUUAUGUUUAGGAUGGUCAUGUUUGAUUCUUCCAUCGAACAUCUUUACAAGCCUCCAUCCAUCGAUAGCAAUGGCCCAGUAAGAACAAUCCAUAUUAAACUGACUAAAUCCAGUGAUAAAUUAAAGAAAGCCAUCGAAGAUUAUAAAGCACGAUCACAACAUCGAGUAGAUGCUCGAAAUAAGAAAUUAAACGAUAUCGCUCCUCUAUCGCAGCCGCGAACUAUCGAUGUCGAGAAACAUAUUACACGACAACAUGUAGCCCAAAGUGGUAAAAAAAUCUACGUCUUAGAUAACGUAUUUACUCCUCAAGAAUUACAAGGCUUAAGUCGAAUUAUUGAAUAUAAGGAAUAUGUCCAUCAAAGUUAUCUUGACAAAGGAAGCGAUGGUGUAUCAUGGUUAGCAUCUUUCUCUCUACAAGACUUUGUCGAUAGUAAUUUAUGGAAAAUCCAUCAACAAGUGGUUCGCUAUGUCGGCAGUCGUGAUACCUAUUUCCCCUAUGAUGUCUCAUGUAAUAUGAUUAAAAAUACCGAUAAUACUCGAGUCCAUGAUGAUUGCUCACAAACUGCUGAUCAAUGGACAAUGGUAACUUACUUAAAUCCAAAUUGGACUGCACAAAUGGGUGGAGAAACCGCUUACUUCGAAAAAAAUACCGAUGACAACGACUAUGUGAUAGAAGUGAGGCCACGUUAUGGUCGAAGUGUUAUUUUUCAGAGUACCAUUUACCAUUCAGCAAGGCCUCCAUCCAAUGAUUUCGACGGUCUAAGAUAUUCAUUCUCUGUCAAGAUGGCAGAAGAUGAACCACAAGCUAGAUUAAAUCGAUUAUCGGAAGAUUAUGCAAUUUAUGCAGGAAAUGUGGAUCAGUAUGAUUACAUUAAAAGAAUUGCACACAAAUUAGGCUCCAAAAAACUGGAGAAAAGUACUUUAAGUAUGCUCUUAGAUGAAGAUGAACUAAUAACUGAUAAUGGCUUCCAUAUCAAUGAGGAACAAAAUCAAGACGCAAUUGGUGAAGGAAAUGAUCAACGAUCACAAGAGAGCAAUACCAACAAUCAAAAUAAAGCAGCAAAAGAUGAAGAAUUCGAGAGUUUGGCGGAAGCCUAUCGUCAUCCUCAUCGAUCACUGCCUGAAAUAGAAAAUAAAGCAGGUGCCAAAGAACGCCUGAAAUUAAUUAAGACAAUUGAAAAGCAUAGAUAUAACGGAGACAAGAUGGCUAAGCUACAAAACUCCAUAGAAAUGAAGAUAUAUAAAACAGCCGAUAAAUUAGCAGACCAAAUUAGUAAACAUUUAUAG